Messenger RNA from Colletotrichum costaricense, 321 nucleotides. RefSeq lists its product as uncharacterized. Lineage: Eukaryota; Fungi; Ascomycota; Sordariomycetes; Glomerellales; Glomerellaceae. The record is from RefSeq and is a predicted model, not a curated record. The transcript has 3 exons. Bases 1 to 321 code for a protein of 106 amino acids.
AUGUUCCCACUCAAAGAAGGCUUGGUCUCCCUCCCUGCCUUUGGUGUGUACGAGGUCGAAAACCGAGGUACUCGCGCCUACCUGGUACCACCGCCCCUGUCGAGACGAGUUUCGUCACAGCCCAUCAUCGUCCGAUAUCACAAAACCCCCGACGACGACAAGAUGAAGGUCUCACUCGCGAUCCUGACGACGCUGUGCGCGUCACUCGCCACCGCAGGCGUGGUUAUCACUCCCGUCCGUCAAAAUCAGGUCGUGCCCGCAGCACAAAAGGUCUCGGGCGACUGCUUCUUUGGUGUUGUGACGCCUCAAGGUUGCGCGUAA